Molecule: messenger RNA, 2764 nt
Organism: Fundulus heteroclitus (mummichog)
Lineage: Eukaryota; Metazoa; Chordata; Actinopteri; Cyprinodontiformes; Fundulidae
Exons: 12
Coding region: 1431-2660 (409 amino acids)
Source: RefSeq, a predicted model, not a curated record
GGCCAACGACCAUAUAUUAAUAUGACUCACAAGACAGAGAGCGCUCCUCGGGUUAUACAAACAAACGGCCAACGACCAUAUAUUAAUAUGACUUACAAGAUAUGUGACAACCAUUGAUUGUAUCACAAACAAGGUGGGAUAUCAUGUUGCUGUUUUGUUCUGUGUGGAUUCAUAGCUUCACGUCUGAAAUACGGUAAGACCGGUUUCCACAUCCGCUGGGUUACAAACAUAGGUCUUUGUGCUUAUUUGUCAACAUCAUUCUUUUACCACGCCAACACCCACGUCUUUACUUGUACAAAGAAAGCAUGUUACUGUUUCAAAUGCUGAUUUCUCUGGCUGCUAACGAUAAGCAGCCAGAGAACGCCAUCCCUGCUCAAACCAUGGCAUGCUUCGGCCAUUGGGAGGCGAGUCUCCCCGCUGAGCAAGUAGUGCACGGCCGGACUUAUUCCGUUUUAAAAGUGCUACGCUCUUAUUCUUUUUUGUGUUUUAAUGACAGCUAACAUCUGAAAGGUUUAUUACCGCCUAACAAGUGGUGCGCUCUGUUCCUCGUCUUUAUGUUAACAGUAGCUCACACGGCUACCGUAAAACCUGUUUCUUAGCGCAAUAUGCUGAUGCGCUUUUUCUACCGUAAUAACUGCCCGUACGCAACGUUUUCUCCCUCAGACAUAAACUGUUAACAUAGGGGACAGCUUUAGCCGGGGUCCAGCUUUAGCAGGUGGUCCAAAAUGGACAAGCCACGGAAAUCGGGGGAUGUUUGCUCACCCAGCUACAGUACGCCUGUUAAGUCAGCCUUAGGUUCUGAGCUAAGCUACAAACUAAGCUAACAGAGAAAUACCUGUCGACGGCUUUUUAAACUUUCUUUUUAUGCGUUUUGCGGGUUUUUUAUUGUGUAAGUAUACCGUUACAGUUAUUUGCUUAAAUACUUUAUUUUUUAAAAUAUGUAUUUUAUCUCUAAAGUAAUGCGUCACAUCAGGUGACAAAACGCAGCUCUCUGAUUGGCUAUAUUGUCGGUAGUUAUGGGCCAUUCUUCUCUGGAAUGUUCCUUUCCGAUUCUGCUUUCGUCGAGCUUUCCACUUGUGCGAGACUUCUGCAGUUUGGAAAUUUCCUUGUGCUACCAGUGCUGUUACAAAUUACAUUACACACAUUUAUAUUCUCUAUCAACACAUUAAAGGCACCUUACAUCACAAUCCCAUCAUUGACAAACCGCAUCCCUGAUUUGCAUAUUCGAUUACAACACAAAACCGCACACAUACAUACACACACACACACACACACCCACACCCUUACUGACAGAUAUACUCAGCAUAAAUUACUAGCAUCCCUGCAAAUACAACUGUUGUAUAUUACAAAUUUAAGGCAUAUUUUUCUGUCUGGUUUUUGGAUAACAUAACUUUCCUUCCAAGUCUUAGUCUUUCUGAAAGCUUCCCAGGAUGCCACGCAGAGGUAGGCGCUCGGAGGCGGCCAAGAGGAGAUGGAGGCGUCUGGACCAGGAGGAUCUGCAGUCCACCUCAUCGGAUCGCACCAAGCCCGGAACGCCACCCACCACCUCACCGGUUUGGUCCCCCACGAAGUCUCCGCUGGUAAAGAUGUCCAGGCUGCUCGAGCCCCAGUCUCCUGACGAGGCGUCGUCGAGUGCCACAGCGUACCAGGAGGAGCCCCGUGAGCCAUUGACCUUUCUUCGGUCAGGCCGGGGGAUGGGGCAUCGUCAUCGGGUGAAGCAGUGGCCGCGCUCCGAUGUGACUGGGCUCAGUCACAAGUUGGUCCUCCCAGCUGAGGUUCCGGAGAAGAAGUUUGCUCUGUUGGUUGGUGACUCCCAUUUACGUGCUAUCGUAGAUGGCUUUGUCACCAUGCCAGAGGGCAAGUUCUCCUUUGGGUUCCUUGCAACCCCCGGGGCCUCUGCGGCUCAGUUGAGGCGUGAGGUGCAGAAGGCAGUUCUACCCCGGACUCCCGAGGUAGUCUGUCUGUUAGCACCCAGCAACAACUUGACCGCCAGCAGGACACCGGAGGAGGCAGCUGUGGACUUUGACGACUUGCUGGCCACCAUCUGCAGCCGCUGGCCUAACGUGGUUGUUGUGGACUUUCCUCCACGUCUUGUUGUGGAGGAAAGCCUGCAGCUUCUGCUGCGGCAGGCGUACCACCGGGUGGCUGCUCGGAGAAGUGUUCGGUACCUUUCUGUCGCUGAAUACUUCCCUCUCAGUCGUCUGGAGCUGUGGAGCAAGGAUGGCGUUCACCUGAGCGACAGUCCUGGGAUGGAGGUUCUUGCUGAGUUGCUGUGGGUUGCCACCUACACGCAGCUCGAUGCAAGUGAACCGAAAUCUCCUCCAGCUCCUGUGACGGCCUCCCCUCCCCUGGUCAGAAGUUCCCCCCCUCCUAGGCUGGUGGUGGUCGGCGAGGUGGCGUCUCCACGUCCUUCCAACCCCUUCGAAUGGACACUUGUGGAAGGUGGCCAGAAGCAGCAGGUCCAGGGUGAUGACGUCGGUCCACACUCCAGCAGGAGGAUGGUUGACCAACAGGGAGACCUGCUGGACUCUUCCAUUCCUCCAAAUCCUGUGUGGUUCAGCCCGGCAUUGCUAGAGGAGAUGGAUCGGAUCGUCCCCUCGUCUGGCUGUGACUUCCUGGAACCCGCUUGUGCUCCGAAGGGGAAGAAGGUGUUCUUCUGAUAUUUUUUUUUCUCCUCCUACCACCAGGGUUUAUGUAGCAACCAUGUUGUUUGUUCUAAAAGACACACUGAAGGAGCGGCAGGUGUGACCCUCUUUCUUAGUUU